UGAAUAAAAAAUCUUCCCAAACUUCUGUCCUGUAAUCUCGAGACUGGCCUGUACAUGGUGGCCUGUUAUCUUGGCGGCUCUCAGAAAUUCUGCUGAUCCUGCCACCAGAACCAAGGCUGCCUGGUCAGAUAUGCAAAUGCUCUCACAGCACAGCAGUCUCAGUAAUUAGGGUUUUGACCGUGAUAGAUGAAUGGCUCUCGCUCUGUCCCAGGAUCUUGGUCCUGGGUUCUGGGCCCAGGGCACCCCGAGCAUGUUCAGUUGGUUCGGUGUUGUGACCUGUUGGGUCUUGGUUUUCUAACCAUGGUGAUGUGUCACUGUUUCUGCCUUCUUGUGAGAGACAACAGAGGGAGCCUAUUGGGCAGUGAUGGUGGCUCCACCUUCGCCAACCUUAUUGGCCAAAACUAUAUGCCUCAGCUGCUGACCUGCCCCUCCCUCUACUUGGACCCAGCCCAGCUACUUACUGAUGUAAAUGAGAACUGACUUAACCAGGGUGCUGCUGGACAGCUAAUCGGCACUAAUCUCGGCCAGUGGGGUAGGGGAUUAUAAGCUACGUUUGUGCGUUAGAUGGUGUUUCCAUGUCUCUAGGUCUCGCUCCAUGUCCUUGUGGGUACUGGUAACCCUGUUCAGCUUGCAUAGCUCUUUCUCGCGCUCCUCAAAACUACCAGAGUUUUCUUGAGGCCUGGUGCCUAAGUCUGUCGGAGGAGUAGUUGUCAUCGUCUUAGUUUGGGGUUGAGCGGGAUCAGGUGUGGGCUCGUUCCGGUGACUUGCGGACCGCAGUCCCCUGCUUAGCCGAGAAGGCGGAUUUGGUGGAACCCUCCCGGUCGUCCGCGUCCUUGUCCUCCUCCAUCUUGGGGACCCACCGGCCUCCCGUUGCCGUCGCCCUGCUCUCCUGGGAUGCGGAUGACUGUCCGACCGGACCGACGCUGACCCAUCCCGCCAGGGCUGCCUCCGUUUUCUGUUUGUGAGAGGAGACCACACAGGACAGGAGGAAAAUGUUGAACCAGGGCAGUGUGAUGAUCUUCACCGGUGUCUGCGGAGCUGUGGUCUUCAUGGCUGUGGUCUACUACGUCUACUGGACGGUGAUAUUGAGUGACGGGCCGUGUCAGCGGGGGCUGUAAAUAGAAUAACGCGCUGGUGUGUGAGUGCGAGGGGGUUGCUCCGCUCCUAUCAUGGAUCUGGUGGCGUACCUGAAGACCCAGUUCAUCCUGCAGCUGCUCAUCGGCUUUGUGUUCGUGGUGAGCGGCCUCAUCAUCAACCUCCUCCAGCUGUGCAGCUGCGUCAUCUGGCCCUUUAACAGGCAGCUGUACCGCAGGAUCAACUGCAGGCUGGCCUACUCGCUCUGGAGCCAGCUGGUGAUGCUGUUGGAGUGGUGGUCAGGUACGGAAUGCACUCUCUACACUGACCAGGCCACGGUGGACAAGUUCGGCAAGGAGCACGUCAUCAUCAUCCUCAACCACAACUACGAGAUCGACUUCCUCUGCGGGUGGACCAUUUGUGAACGCUACGGCGUGCUGGGGAGUUCCAAGGUCCUGGCAAAGCACGAGUUGCUAAAGGUUCCUCUGAUUGGCUGGACCUGGUACUUCCUGGAAAUUGUCUUCUGUAGGAGGAAGUGGGAGGUGGACAGAGAGACAGUCUUCAGAGGCCUGGAGAGACUUAGAGAUUACCCAGAGUGCAUGUGGUUCCUGCUCUACUGUGAAGGCACACGAUUCACAGAGAAGAAGCACCAGAUCAGCAUGCAGGUAGCAGAGAGCAAAGGCCUCCCCAAACUCAAAUACCACCUACUGCCUCGAACCAAGGGCUUCACCACCACCCUGCAAUGCCUGAAGGGAACGGUGAAUGCUGUGUAUGACGUCACGCUGAACUUCAAAGGCGAGAAGAACCCCACACUGCUGGGAAUCAUCAGCGGUCAGAAGUACAUGGCAGACAUGCGCAUCAGGAGAUUUCCUGUGGAAGAGAUCCCGAAUGAAGAGGCAGAGUGUGCAGUUUGGCUCCACAAACUCUACCAGGAAAAGGAUGCUCUCCAGGAGCAGUAUAAGAAAGAGGGCUGUUUUCCUGGUCCCACCAUCUCUCCUCCCCGCCGGCCGUGGGCUCUGCUCAACUUCCUGUUCUGGGCCACCCUCCUGCUCUCCCCCCUCGUCAGCUUCGCCUGGGGGGUCGUCAUCAGCGGCUCCCCCCUCCUCAUCAUCGGCUUCAUCCUCUUUCUGGUCGUAGCCACUGUUGCGAUGCGCCGGCUGAUUGGCGUCACUCAGGUCAACAAAACAGGCUCCAGCUACGGCGACCAGAACGCCAAGAAGCAGGACUAGAUGAGUCUCUGUGCUACGGUCACUCUGUGGUCGCUGUGCGGUCAUCGUGUGGUCAUGGGCCCUUUAAAAAAAAAUUAAAAAUACAAAUAAAAGAUUUUCUGAUAGGGCAAGGAAAGCACAUUCGUGUGGGGGAAAAUAUCGGUUAUGCUUAAGAAGAGAUGAUGGUGACUGUGAUGAAGAUGAAGACAUUGGUGACAGAAAAAGACAAAAAGAAAAGAAACAAAAGGGACUGUGUGAAUGUGUGACAGCAGAGCAGGUGGAGGAGUCUUUAAUGGAUGCCUGACCACUGAUGGGGAGGAAGAAUGGGGAGUGGCCAAGCCCUGAGCUCCCAAGCCCCGAGGCUUCGGGGUUCUUCCUGGGCUAAGACGCACAGCUCUCCCACUUAUUUCAGCGGCACCCAUUUUGCAUUUCAGUCCUCUACUCUCUGCCCCAGCCUGCCCGCUUCCCUGUCCUGCACAUCAGCCACCCAAUGAUGAGCUGCUCCGCCCCCUUGCUCCUCCCUUCAUCAGCCACCCAAUGAUGAGCUGCUCUGCCCCCUUACUCCUCCCUUCAUCAGCCACCCAAUGAUGAACUGCCCCGCCCCCUUGCUCCUCCCUUCAUCAGCCACCCAAUGAUGAGCUGCUCCGCCCCCUUACUCCUCCCUUCAUCAGCCACCCAAUGAUGAGCUGCUCCGCCCCCUUACUCCUCCCUUCAUCAGCCACCCAAUGAUGAGCUGCUCUGCCCCCUUACUCCUCCCUUCAUCAGCCACCCAAUGAUGAGCUGCUCCGCCCCCUUACUCCCCUCCCUUCAUCACCCACCCAACCCCGUCCCACUGCUCUUAGAUAGGCUUUUUUAAAACCUCUUGGGUGAUUUUGGGGUUGGGUAGGAGUGGAGGUUUUGUACAGAACACUCAACGAAACCAAUAUUAGGGCCUAUUUUGGUUUUGUUUAGUGUUUUCAACCAUUCAGAACAAAGACAGUAAAUCUCAAUCAAGACCUAGCACUAGUUGGUCAUUCCUUGCGUCCUCCCUUUUUUAAUUCCAGGAGGUUCAGCAAGUAUCAGGAGUUUUCCCGUACUUCCUGAUGUCCAUUGAAACUGUACCAUACAGAAUAUGCAUCAAAUCCGAAAAGCUUCAACUUCAACGAAAGGGAGACCGAACUUUGAAUGUGAAGAACGCAGUACUGAGUAUCAGAUGGGUCUUUGAUAUAAUCCGUGUCAUGACCCGCUAAAUAUCCAUGAGCUGACAGGGCUGAUAUGUAUUGUGAUUAGAGCUACGGCCAAAACAAGUCUUGAGUUGUGGUCUCCCUGCUCAUGAAUAUUCAAAUCUCGUCAACAAGAGCAGGGACCUGAGCUUCAUCCAAGUUCUGCAAUGUCUGUCUUGGCUAGUGGUCCUACCAUCUGUCAGUGAUCCCACAUAGCUCAGACGGACAUUUCACUUCCUUGUUCCCUGUCUUUUGUUUUUUUUAUUUGGGUUAUCACCCUGGGGCUGGGGAGGACGUGAGUGUCAUUGACUUGAGUUCUGAGUUCCAAAUAUUUCUGGAACAUACCAUGGCCCUGCCACAUACCCCCAAUUGCCCCCAGUCUUUGUCUCACCCAUCACCAGAGAGAUGAAGGGGAAAGAGGACACACGUGUACACAUACAUGCACUCGCUCGUUCACACGCUCUUGCUGAUAAUCACUAACAUACUCACACGAGCACCCACACAUAACAUUGUUAUUGUUAUUAUUAUUAUUACAUAACAUUGUAGAGCACACGCAAAAGAUGUAAGCGCAAACAUCUCUAUGCCAUCACUCUGUCCAGUCUAAUUGAAUUGUGCACUGCUUUCUGGGAGCGUGUUAAUAGAAGAAUAUUGCACUUGAUUUGAACGAACAGGGUAUAUGGUCUCCCGUCACACAAGUUUGCUUGGGGGCUACAAGGCGGAGCCCCCACAACAUUACCCACUUUCUCCCCACACUCAGAUCCUAGAUCAGCUCCCAAGCACCUCUCACCCAAAUCCUUUAACAGUUCCCUCUCUGUUAAAUCCUUUAACGAAUAGUUAUGACCAAGCAUGGAAUGAGUAUGUCUGGCAACCAGCAGUCCCGUGCAGUUUAGUACAGUGUUGUUAGAUUUGGUUGGAGAAGAAACACCAAUUACUGGCAGCUUUUAAUGGCGGGAGGUCCCAGUUUUACAGCUGCGUUUUAAUGUUUCACUUUUUUUUCCUUUUGCUUUGUUGCUUUUGGUUUAUCAUUCAAUGCCCAUUCGUUCAUUUGCUCAGUCAUUCAUUAAUGUGCACAGUCAGUUCUCCCGUUAGGUGGGGUCAAGUGUUUGCUUUAGCUUAGCAGCAUGUACACCGCACGCAACAGUGUGACGAUACGCAAUACUCUUCUUCUGUGGCUACCGGAGGCUCAUCAUCGUCCCGUAGCACAGCUUUUCCCACACCUGCUUUCCAGCUCUGCUUCAGCCUGUAGUUCAUUAUUAGGAUUCUUGUUAGUAGUAAUUUUGUAGCUCUUUACUUAAUCUGGUUUGUCAAGGCCGUCAGAUGCACAUGACAUGCAUGUGGGGACGGCAGCAGCUGUGGCUAAUGUUUUCAUUUCACUUACAAAGAAAAAAAAGACACAAAGAUUCAAAGUACUGUAGCCUGUGUACUGCUGUAGCACUCCUGAAGGGAGAGGUUUGUGUGAAAUUCCUGGACACUGCCGGACUCAAGGGGUGAAGAGAUGUAACCUACUGCUCUGGUGGGGGCGUAUUGCAUAUCCGUUCAUUUCCGCCUUUUGUGUUCAGUUGUAACAUACACAGGGCUGUUGUUUCACCCAGGCCACGAGUGCAUUUUCAUGUUCGAGCUGUGAUUAAAUAUUCGGGGGAGGAGUUUGCAUAAGUCACAUCCAUUAUUAAGCCUCUUCCAUUAAAACAGCCUCCUCGCUCCGCCUCCAUUUCCCCUCAUUAUUAUUAAUACAGUCCCAAUCAUUCCAAGGUCCAAAACCGACUUCAGACAUGCAGUGUGCUGUGAAAGCACGGAGCAGAAUUUUGGCUUGCAAUUCCUCUCCAACAACAGUCCAAUUGGCCACUCAAGCAGCUCCCUCCGGGGUUGCACUCGAACGGCGAAAUGCAACACACCACUGGUGGGAGGUGGAGUGCAGACCUGGACUUCAUCUCCCAUCAUGUUUUCACUGCACCCUGGUAUCUGUGUGGUCAUUAGAUGUAGAUUGCAGGAGAUUAGGCCAGAGUAGAAGCAUAAGGAAAAGUCUUUUCAUUGCAGUAAUCUUCCUUACACUGGAGGGUCUUUUGAGAGCUGACUUUAGCAAUGUAGUUUUUUUCUGUUUUGUUUUGUUUUUUUUUCUUUUUUGUUAAUAUAUUUUCUUUUGGAAUAUCAAUAAAAAUGAUGGCUUCAUAAAAACUCAAUACUUAAUGAAUUGACCUUUCUGUUUUUUUGUUAACAUUUUUUCUCAAAAGUCUAUUUUUUUUUCUUCAAAAGUGUUUUAAAAAAUGUAUUAAAUUACAAUGGAUUUGUAAUUUGUUCAUCAAUAAAAUAUCCCUGUUUUGCAGCUUA
Molecule: messenger RNA, 5809 nt
Organism: Anguilla anguilla (European eel)
Lineage: Eukaryota; Metazoa; Chordata; Actinopteri; Anguilliformes; Anguillidae
Product: 1-acyl-sn-glycerol-3-phosphate acyltransferase gamma-like
Exons: 10
Coding region: 1170-2303 (377 amino acids)
Cellular component (GO): endoplasmic reticulum; endomembrane system
Molecular function (GO): 1-acylglycerol-3-phosphate O-acyltransferase activity
Source: RefSeq, a predicted model, not a curated record